GUGUCCGACGCGCCACUUUUUGAAAAUCAAAACAAAGAUAUUUGGUGACAAGAUUUGAUCAUAUUUUAUUUUGAUCAAAAUAUGGCACAAGUUUGUGUUGUGAAUUGUUGUUCCUGCGAAACAUUUCAGGGGCAGCAGGUAUGAUAGAAAAAGUUUUUUUUAAAUAAGCAAAAAUAUUAAUGUUUUCAUAAUUUCAACUGCCAGACUGCAUGACAUAUUUCUUUCAUCAGGUUAAAAAAGGGAAAAAAUGGAUGUGCAAAAUGUGUGGUGAGAAGCAAUCAUUCAGAAAGAUUUUUGCUCAAGGCAGUGGGAAGGAAUGUCGACAAGUGGUGCAGAAAUUGAACAUGAUCAAUGGUAAUCUAAAACGUCAAAUGAUGGAAGAAGGGUGUCUUCAGGAACGCAACAAUGAAACAACUGGAAUUGAUGUUCAAGGAAAUGAGGAAAAGUGUAGGAUGAACCAGACAAGUAAAUGGAACCAGUUUGUUUCGAGUGCUACAUCCAAUCCUACUGGUAGGUAUAUACAAAAUUUUUCCCAGCAGACUAGCAGGGGAAACUGUAACCAACACCCUGGUCUUGAAUUGAACACUGGGCUACUCUUAAAAUUCCUUAGAUAUGAAUUAAACAAAGUAAUUGAUUUUUUGUAAUUUCCAGAAAUUGAAGAGCUUCAUGAAAAUUCUACUGAAUUCACAACAGAACGGGAAACAUUUAAAAAGCACAGAGCCGAAAAACGAAAGAAACCAAUGAAAGAAAUAACAUCAGAUAAUAUGAAUGAAUAUCAGCAAAGAAAAACACAAAAAUUUAAUAAUAGCAAAAGAGCAUAUCCUCAUGGCAAGACUGGUGAAAGUCAUUUGGGCAAUUUAGGUCAUGAAGUAAAUGAUGCUUUAUCACCGAAAAAUGAAAGAAGCUGUACCAAUGAAAAAUUAUCACAAAGACAAACACAGACAUGUCCAUCAACAGAUGCAUCUGGUCCUGCAAAAUUUUCAAAAUGGUCAAAAUAUACUUUAUAGCGACUAACAUGUUUAACAGGCUCUGUGAUGCAAGCUAAAUGCAGUAUACCUAUCAAAUAGACUGAGUGUUUCAAUGUAUCUGUAGAUAUUCAGUGAAUAAAACUUUGUUUAUAUUA
Paramuricea clavata is the source of this 1123-nucleotide messenger RNA. Lineage: Eukaryota; Metazoa; Cnidaria; Anthozoa; Malacalcyonacea; Plexauridae. The record is from the annotation of a GenBank genome assembly.